Messenger RNA from Uranotaenia lowii, 2266 nucleotides. RefSeq lists its product as uncharacterized. Bases 545 to 2266 code for a protein of 573 amino acids. The record is from RefSeq and is a predicted model, not a curated record. The transcript has 4 exons. Lineage: Eukaryota; Metazoa; Arthropoda; Insecta; Diptera; Culicidae. Gene Ontology annotation, molecular function: zinc ion binding; nucleic acid binding.
UUGGUGAAAAUAAGAAAGAGUUAACUCCAUUUUGAAUCCUUUUACGAUUACAAUUGUAACGAAAAGAAUGUGUUGAUCGAAUUGUACCAUUGUGAAAGAACAAUAAGUUUCAGAAAUUUUAGUUUCAUCUUAUUACAUCUUAUUAUUUUUUGGUUUCGUUUUAGAUCUGCGGUGUAGAGGUAACUCACUUGCUUACCAGGAAAGUGCUGGAGAGUGAGUUGCAAGCAUUCAUCUGAACUCGAGUGUCCAUCCAAGUGGAGGAGUUCAUCUAUUCAAGAGUUCCUUGUGGUUGAGUGAGAGCCGUUGAGAAUAGUUCGACGAUACGCGGGAGAAAAUUAAGGGUUUGUUUACAAACCAAAAGGAGUGCUUUUGUGCUGAGUGGCCAACGGUGCGUCCAGUGGUGUAUUUUGCAGGCACUAUUAUUGAUAUUAAUUUAUCCUGCUCAAAGGUAAGCCGCUUAAUUUUCAUUUUUUUGAAGAUUUUUUUUGAAUUUCAUUGCAUUCAGUCGAUUUAUUGAACAAAACUCUGUUAUAAAAUUUAGACAAUGACUGAAUCGCGACAAACUUUGAGUUCUAAUUUGGCAACCUCGAUAGAACCUUACAGACGAGGAACGUCUUUCUCGGAUUGGGUUGAAAGAUUGGGGUAUUGCUUUAUGAUUAAUAAAAUCUCGGAUGAAGAUAAAAAAGCUCAUUUUAUAACUUUAGCUGGACCUUACAUCUUUACUGAAUUAAAGCUACUUUUUCCGGGGCCGGGUGCUUUGACGGAGGCUCGUUAUGAGCAAAUAGUAACUGCAUUAAAAACGCGAAUCGAUAAAGUUGACGAUGAAGUAUCACAACGUUUGGCAUUCAGCGGUCGUUUCCAAGAGCCCGGUGAAUCAGCCGAGGAUUAUCUUUUAUCCCUUAAAUUGAUGGCUGAAUUUUGUAAUUUUGAAGGUAAAGAAAAGACAAUUCGCGAUCGGCUAUUAUUUGGGGUAACAGACAUUCCUUUAAAACAAUUACUCAUCAAAGAGCCGGUUUUAACAUUGAGUGUAGCAGAAAAGAUCAUUGCGGGUUACGAAUUAGCCAGAAAACAUACAAAAAUGAUGGAGCAAAGUCAAGCUCAAACAGCUGCAGUUGGAGUAGUCGGGGCCAUGCGUGUACCUAUUAAAAGCCGGUUAGGUGUUAGACCAACGCGUGAACCUUAUCGCUCAGAUAGAAAUUACGGGCAUAGUUCUAACAAUUUUAAGCGACGGUAUGAUCAACCAAUUGAUAAAAAACGAUUUUCGGGACAACGCAGACCAGAUUAUGACCGUAUUACCUGUACAUAUUGUAACAGAAAGGGACAUCUGGUACACAAAUGCUUCGAAUUGAAAAACGCGAAAAGGGAUGCGGUAAAAUAUGCGGAUGCUGUAGAACCGGAAAAAUUGAGAUCAUCUACGGAUAAACAAUUGAGCGAGAUGCUAAACCGUUUGAGAGCUGCGAAAUCUGACUCGGAUAGUGACUCGGAUACAGGUGAUCUUCAAUGCUUAAAUGUGACGUCCAUUAAUAGAGUUAAUGAUCCUUGUUUGGUAAAUGUCCUUAUAGAAGGGAAAAAUAUGCAAAUGGAAAUAGAUUGUGGGUCGUCGGUGUCGGUAAUUGGGAAAAAGCAAUAUUAUGGGUUAUUUUCUGUUCCUUUAAAGAAAUCAUCUAAACAGCUUAUAGUUGUAAACGGUGGAAAACUUUUGAUUGAAGGGGAAGCUACAGUGAACGUACAAUACAUGGGUAUAUUAGCUAAAUUGAAAUUAGUAGUACUUAAUUGCAGCAACAAUUUCUUGCCUCUUUUAGGUAGAUCAUGGUUGGAUAUUUUCAUACCUAAUUGGAGAGAAACAUUUACUAGUAAAAUUACUAUUCAAAGAGUGAUACAAGAAGAUAGGGAUAAAAUUAUAUCAGAUUUGAAACAAAAAUUUAGCAACGUGUUCAUUAAGGAUUUUUCCACUCCCAUAAAAGGGUUCGAAGCUGAUCUCGUAUUAAAAUCUGACAACCCUAUUUUCAAAAAAGCCUAUGAAGUUCCAUACAGGCUAAGAGAAAAACAAAUGGUGCCAUCUGAUAUUGAUGUCGAGGUUAUACGGAGUAUAAAUUUCAGUAAAGACGUUCCGUACGAUGCAAAUAAAGUUGCUAAUGAAACUAAGAACGAUAAAUUCCUACAAGAUGUGAUCUUUUUCCUGCGAAACGGUACAAGUUGGAAGCGUUCCUAUAAUGGCCCAUCGUACACAGAUCCGGAUGCCGGUCCAUCAAGAAGAUUCGACUAG